Anastrepha obliqua is the source of this 1740-nucleotide messenger RNA. Its product is annotated as E3 SUMO-protein ligase ZBED1-like. The coding region runs from base 1 to 1740 and encodes 579 amino acids. The transcript is spliced from 4 exons. Lineage: Eukaryota; Metazoa; Arthropoda; Insecta; Diptera; Tephritidae. Gene Ontology annotation, molecular function: protein dimerization activity; DNA binding. The record is from RefSeq and is a predicted model, not a curated record.
AUGGCACCAUCGAUAUUAUCGAUGGAACCGAUGGAGUGCGAUAAAUCGAUGGAAAUUUUUCGAUGUCGAUAUAUCGAAUUUCUUUUUGGUUCCAACACGUGUAGGUCUACUUUUAUUCUAUUAGAGUACCCUGGCAGUUCCUCUGGUAAAAUGGACAAGUUUUUGACCUCAUCCCAAAAAGAUCAUGAUACCUCUCCAACAUCAUCAAAUGAACCAUCUUGUUCAAAAUCUGAACCGGAGCCUAAGCGCAAAAAGUGUAUUUCCGCAGUGUGGACACAUUUUGACAAAUUGCAAACCAAACAACUUGUAAAAUGUCAUUAUUGUGGCAAAGAAUAUAAGACAAGCGGAAACACGUCCAACUUGUUAGAGCACUUAAAACGGGCCCACCCUCUUGCCCAGCAAGUUAAUAACGAAACUACGUCUUCUCAGUUAGAGCGAUAUUUUACACGGACAGACGUUUACGGUCCAACAUCUUCCAAAAAGGAAGCAAUUGACAAAGCCAUUGCUGCAAUGGUCGCAACGGAUUUGCAACCAUUUAGCGUUGUCGAAGAUAUUGGACUUAGAAACUUGAUGAGGGUGGUGGACCCUAAAUACGUCAUGCCCUGUCGAAAAACUCUGCGGGACACGUAUAUUAAAAAUAUGAACGAGAGUAUGACGGAGAAAUUGAAGGGCAUUCUUGACUCCGUUGACUCGUGCGCUAUCACAACAGAUGCAUGGACAUCUCGUGCAAAUGUUAGUUAUCUAACUGUAACGUGUCACUUUAUUUUAAAUUUCGAGCUUAAGACGGCAGUGCUAUCUACAAAGCCACUAAUGGAUGAGACAAACCAUUCAAGUCUAAAUAUUGCCAACACAUUGCGUGAAAUAUGCGAUGAGUGGAAAGUGUUCGACAAACUGCACACCAUUGUGACCGACAACGCAGCAUCUAUGAUUAAAGCGUGCGAAUUAUUGAAAAAGAAACACUUACCGUGUUUUGCGCACACUCUUAAUCUUGUUGUGCAAGAUGCUUUAAAUCUGGAAAAUGUGCAAAACGUUUUAAAAAUCACAAAAAGAAUAGUGUCUUAUUUUAAGAGUAGCGCUAUUGCUUAUGCAAAGUUCAAAGAUGCCCAAGGCACCGAAAAUCCUUGCUCUCUAUUGCAAGAGGUCCCUACUCGCUGGAACAGCGCAUUACAAAUGAUUCAGAGAGUGUUGCGGACAAGAGAGCCCCUAACUGGCACCCUUUUAAGAUGCCAUAAUGCUCCGAUUCCACUGUCAGAGGAUCAAUUUCGGAUUUUGAAGGAUUUGUCCUCGCUUUUGGAACCGUUCGAAAAAGCCACAAAACAUGCGUCUGCUGCAAAGGGCGUUACAAUUUCAUUAAUUGCUCCUGCAAUUUUCGCCUUAUCGCAAAGUUUGGAAGAGCUCCAUGAGCAGAUGUUAACACCUGUAGGGAGAGAAACUUGCGAGUUUUUACAGAGCAACGUAAAAAAAAGGCUCUUCUCAUAUGAGAAUAGAUCAGCACCACGCCUUGGAACUCUUCUUGACCCACGCUUCAAAAAGGCGGGUUUCCAAAAUCCGUCAAAUGCCCAGCAGGCCAUGUUGAUGUUGGAGGGAGAGGUUCAUAAUAUAAUACAGGACAUUAACAAAGAACAUUUAUUUGCACUUGGACAAUGCGCAAUAAAAUUCUUGUGUAUACCAGCAAGUUCAGCUGAAUCAGAGCGCACAUUUAGUAAAACAGGAGCUAUUGUGACGGAACGGAGAGCAUGA